UGAAACUGAGAGGAUCCUGUCCAAAGCUUUCUGCUUUUAUUUCGAAGGGCUGAUACUGUACUUCCGGGUGUCGGAGCUUUAACUUGCCUCACUUGUUUUUGAAAACCGAGCAGCUGAGCGGAGCACUGCGGAUCGCUGCAGUCCUGCUCCGUCCUCUCCGGUUCCCCCACACCGACCCUCUCCUCCUCCUCCAGCCGCCGACAGCGCCUCAUCCCUCCGUCUGCGGAGGAGCGCAGGAAGACCGAUGCGCCGCGAGUGACCGCCUCUGCGGGGUUGCCCUUGACUCGGGGAGGACUUGGACGGGGCUGAUGGAGGUGACAUUGUGACGGAGCUGGAGCGCCGGGGAUGCUGGCCGGGUCCUGGUCGGAGCAGCAGCAGCAGCAGCAGAGUCCCCGCUGAGGCUCAGGGGAGGUUGGGGUGGAAGUAGGGAGGCCUGAGUGGUCUCCACCUCCGGAUCAGAUCCAGCCAGACACAAGGCAAGUGUGCAUGAGCAGAUAAACAAAAGCCACCCCAAGCUGGUGCGUCUGCACUGCAGAUAAGCUGCAAGCUUCCUCUUCUAAACAUGACGGGCAGCUGUGGUCUCGGACUGUGAGUUUUUGGGUUGUAGAAGCGAUGGCCGAACACGAGGAAGCGGAGUCUCUCAGGAAGGAGGACGAGGAACCGGCCGCCAACCUCAAAUCCAAAAGUCUGCCCGUCUUAAACGAAGCAGCUCCCCAGGAGAAAACCUUACUGGACAGCUCGACCCGCUUGUCCAUAGCAGCCGAAGAGAGCUCCGAGUUCAUCCAGCUGCCGGCCCGGACCGAGUCUUUCCAGGCCGAGUCCCCAACCAGAAGCACCUACCUGCCAAAGCCCGGGAAGUCGGCUCUGAACAGGCCGAGCUCCUACCUGGACAACCCGGAGGUCCGGAGGAGUAAGUCCAGACUGGCUCAGAUCCGCCUGCCGAGCAGGAAGUACCUGCGGCUCAUCCUGCAGGACUCGCGCUGCUUCCUGUUCUGCAUGUGCUACCUGACCUUCAUCCAGUCGCUCAUGGUGUCCGGCUACCUCAGCAGCGUCAUCACCACCAUCGAGAAGCGCUACAGCCUCCGCAGCUCGGAGUCGGGCCUCCUGGUCAGCUGCUUCGACAUUGGGAGCCUCGUGGUUGUGGUCUUCAUCAGCUACUUUGGCGGUCGGGGUCAAAGGCCACGCUGGUUGGCGGUUGGCGGGAUCUUCAUCGCCGUGGGCGCCGCUCUCUUCUCCUUACCUCACUUCAUCUCCCCGGCCUACCAGAUCCAGGAGCUGAACUCUUCCUCGGCCAACGAGGGGCUGUGCAUGAACAGCAACGCCAGCGGCAGGGUUGACAUCACUUCCUGUCCUAGGGACCAGGACGGAAACGAGCACCGCCUGUAUGUGGCGCUGUUCGUCAUCGCGCAGAUCCUGGUGGGGAUGGGGUCCACGCCCAUCUACACGCUGGGUCCCACGUACCUGGACGACAACGUGAAGAAGGAGAACGCGUCGCUCUAUCUGGCCAUCAUGUAUGUGAUGGGAGCUCUGGGCCCGGCGGCCGGUUACCUGCUGGGCGGAGUCCUGAUCGGGUUUUACGUCGACCCAAAGACCGUGGUGAACAUCGACCAGAGCGACCCGCGCUUCAUCGGCAACUGGUGGAGCGGCUUCCUGCUGUGCGCCGUCGCCAUGCUGCUGGUCAUUUUCCCCAUGUUCACCUUCCCCAAGAAGCUCCCUCCUCGGCACAAGAAGAAGAAGAGGAGGAAAAAGCUGAGCCUGGACGACAUGUCCAGCGACGACGACGUGCUGAAGGAGAAGAGCAACAACAGCAAGCAGCAGACGGUCGCCUCGUCCAUGGGCUUCGGGAAGGACAUCAAAGAUCUUCCCAAAGCUGCGGUGAGGAUCCUCAGCAACGUGACCUUCGUCUUCGUCAGCCUGUCCUACACGGCGGAGAGCGCCAUCGUCACCGCCUUCAUCACCUUCAUCCCCAAGUUCAUCGAGUCGCAGUUCGGGAUCCCGGCCUCCAACGCCAGCAUCUACACCGGUGUGAUCAUUGUGCCCAGCGCCGGCGUGGGCAUCGUGCUGGGCGGCUACAUCAUUAAGAAGCUGAAGCUGGGCGCUCGGGAGUCGGCCAAGCUGGCGAUGAUCUGCAGCGGCGUGUCGCUGCUCUGCUUCUCCACGCUCUUCAUCGUGGGCUGCGAAAGCAUCAACCUCGGAGGAAUCAACAUCCCCUACACCACCGGACCGACGCUCACCAUGACUCAGAGGAACCUGACAGGAGGUUGUAACGUGAACUGUGGAUGUAAAAUCCACGAGUACGCGCCGGUCUGCGGCUCCGACGGGAUCACGUACUUUAACCCCUGCCUGGCCGGCUGCGGCAGCGUGGCCAACGACACAAACGGGAUCAGGAACUACUCGGACUGCGCCUGCGUCCAGAGCCGCCAGGUCAUAACGCCGUCGUCCGGCGGUCAGGGCAGCAACCAGCUGCAGCUCGUCAUCGUCAAAACCUACCUGAACGAGAACGGCUACGCCGUUUCAGGGAAGUGCAACCGAACCUGCAACACCCUCAUCCCCUUCCUCAUCUUCCUCUUCAUCGUCACGCUCAUCACCGCCUGCGCCCAGCCCUCCGCCAUCAUCGUCACCCUCAGGUCUGUUGCAGAGCAGGAGCGGCCGUUCGCUUUGGGGAUGCAGUUUGUUCUCCUCAGGACUCUUGCCUACAUCCCGACGCCCAUCUACUUCGGCGCCGUCAUCGACACCACCUGCAUGCUGUGGCAGCAGGACUGCGGCGUUCACGGCUCCUGCUGGGAGUACGACGUCACCUCCCUGCGCUUCGUCUACUUCGGCCUGGCCGCCAGCCUCAAGUUCCUCGGCUUCCUCUUCAUCUUCCUCACCUGGUACUCCAUCAAGUACAAGGAGGAGCGGGUGGAGCGCUGGCUGAAGCGCCACCUGUCGCCUGUCGACACCGUGGGAAGCCUCAUGUGCCACCCGGGGGGCCACAAGGGCCACGCCCGCACCCGCUCCUGCCCCGUCAACAUCCCCCGCACCGACCCCGCCGCGCCACACGCCACUAACGCCCUCAACCGAGGCGUCAGCACGCAGAGUUGCCCCGGCAACGAGCUGAAAGCAAUAACUCCUCCCCCUGCAGGUCCGACUGCAGCCGCCCCAGCCUCUACCCCGGCCCCGACCGCGGCCUCUACCCCGGCUCCGGCCCCUGCCCCGGCCUCGGCCCCGGCCCCAGCCUCUGCCCCGGCUCCGGCCCCUGCCCCGGCCUCGGCCCCGGCCCCAGCCUCUGCCCCGGCUCCGGCCCCUGCCCCGGCUCCGGCCCGCUCGCUGGAACACGUCUCAGUUCGGGUUUAAACCACCGGAGGCCCAGAUUCAUCCACAUGUUUUAGUGAGCGGAAUGCUUUGAGCUUUUCUGACAAAAGAAGAGAAAAAUCUGCUGGAUUUCUUUGUGACAUGGAGAAAAGCUCAGUCGGCCGUUUGGACGGACGGCGGUUCACUGCUCAUAAACCCCCAACACUGCAAAAACACAAAAUCCUACCAAGUAUUUUUGGUCUGGUUUCUAGUGCAAAUAUUUUAUUACACUUAAAAUAAGACAAAACUAACUUAUAAGUAACUUAUCAGCAAGACAUAGGAGCUGGUUUUAAUUCCUUAAUUUUGAUGGAAAAAAUUGGCAGAUUAUCUCACUUAUAGCAUGGGAAAAAUGUUUUGUUACAAGUGAAAUAAUCUGCAAGUAAGGACUUUUUCUGCAAUUUUAAUACAUUUUUGACUUAAAGUAAGCUCAUAUUUCUUGCUAAAACAUUAUUUUUAUCUUAUUUAAAGUGCACUAAAGUAUUUGCACUAGAAACCAGACCAGAAGUAAGAUUUUGUUUUGCAGUGCGCCCUGGCUACUGGUGCCUUCUGUCGCCUCAAUCCUCACAUGAACAGAACAAGCAGAAAUCUCCCCGUCAGACUGCAGGACUCUCCCGAACGGAUACCUCAGCUUUCUCCUCACUUCCUCCGUCUUCUUCUUCUUCUUCUUCUUUUCUUCACCGCCACGCGAGCGAUGUUCGUCCUCGUCUAAGAAAAACAAAAAAAAACUCCUGGAAAUGUGAUACAGGAUGAUUCAGUGUUAGGAACUGGAAACCGAUGGCAUGGUGCUACAUGAAAACAGCGUUUAGAGUCCAGCUUUAUGUUUGUUUCUGUUUUAAACGGGUCGGUCGGGCCUUUUGUUGCUCCGUACAACCCAUCCGUACGUCUCAGCAGCCCAGCAAGCAGCUCACCCUGAACAGGAUCAGCGUUUCUCCUCCAGUUCCAGGAAGGAAAUAGCUGAGAUAUUUCAGAUAGAACAGCAGCAGAUGCACUGAAAACAGGCAGCUGAUCUCCAUGUGGCUCCAAAUCAAAUUGUCUCUCUCAGCUGUGAAAGGAAAAAUGUCUGAAACAACGAGAUUAAAUUCUCUGCAUCAGUUCGCUGCACUUCACCGCUCUCCUCUGGAGGGAAGUAAAUAUAGAAACCUCUUCAUGACACUCCGGCGCUGCUAGUGAUCGCAGAAUAGGUUUAGCUCCACUGAGAUGCUCUCCUCACCACGCCACCUCAUUUCUGCUCUAGCUGAACUUUAUCGCCACCUGCAGGCCGAUUUCUGCUCUUUGGUCUCAGCGGGUGAACAACAGCUUCAUCACUCGGAGGGACUACAGAAGAAAAUGAGCAUUUAGCUAAAUCUGGUAUAUUUAUGACAAUAUUAUACGUUCUUUAAUAUAGAAGGACCAAAAUAAAAAUAAAAUUCGAUUCAAGCAAUCAGCAUAGCCAAGCUAUACACAGGGUUUUGUUUUAGUCUUUUAAAAAGUAUUAAAAUUAGUAACUGACAGUGGUGGGCACUCUUUUGCUAAUCUGCUAAUGCGCUAAUAGCAGAGCUAAUUUCUCUUGUUUAGCAUUUUUGCUAGCGCGCAUAGCUUCCCCUGAAUUAAUUUUUCUGGAUAAAUUCUCAACCUCUGAUUUAUCUAGCUGCUCUGUAAAUGUUUAAUCGAAUAAAGUUCAACUUUUAUAUUGAAGUUUUGUUUAUGAACUUAAUUUAUGUAGACAUUUAUCUACAUGCUCUUAUUUUGAAAUAAUUUAUCCAUUGAUUCCUUUCCCUCACCUCUAUUUUUCUUAAAGAAACUUUUUACAAGUACUGUAGCUCUCCAGUAAGCUCUGUAAAAUCUUAUCUGCAACAAACCGCCGACAAAAAUCAGCAGCAGAGUUAGCAAAACUCAGCAACUAUAAAAACUAUAAAACUGAAACCAUGAGUGAAAAAUUUGUUCCAAAGAAUCACAACAGUCAUCCUGAAGAGGGCGACAUGCUACGUUGGGUCACUGACUUUAGCGUGUUAGCAUUAGCUUCCUCUAAAUACCAUGUUAGUUUGUGGCACUAGCAUUAGUGGAACUAAUGUUUCUGAUUAGCGUUUCAGUGUUAGCGUAGCUAGCUCUUUAGCUUGUGGUGCCCACCACAGGUGACUUAACAAUAUUUGUUCUGCAAAACUUUAAAUUCAGAAUUUUAUUCAUGUGUUUCUGCUUAAUAUUAUCUCCUAAAAUCACAUUUAAAUCUAAAUGGUCUGUAAAUUACAGGUAAAGACCAGCCUGGAACUGAUUCGUUGCAAUUAUUGUCAUAAAAGUAAACGAUUCUGCUUUUUAAUAACGGUAAAAAAAAAAUGUAAAUAUGUUUUUCAAAAACAGUUGAGAGAAAUUCGGCCUGAAGUGAUUUAGACAGGAGGGACAUACUGGAGAGAUUUCCAGGUUAGCAGCUGCAGCUCUGAGAUCUUUCCACGCUGUCCAGUCCCACUUCCCACAGCAGAAUCCCAGUGUUCCCAACAGGAACUUCCUCAGGCUUUCUCCUGCUGAAGGUGUAAACAGGAACCAUGAACAAAGUCCGGACCUCAUUCCUCGGCACAUUCCUCCGACAUGUUUCAGUGUUUCUGGUGUAAAAACUGUAGAUCCGUCUGCCUGAAAGAGAUGAUGGAGUUUCCGUCAUAAAGUCUUCAGGCAGAAACUGCUGAUUUAAAAACAGUUAGUUAAAAAUCACGCCUGUAGGUUAGCUUCCUUACCAGAGCCCCAACUGAAAUUUAAUUUGAUAUUUUAUUGAUUUGUGAACACAAAGCCCAGAUAAGGUUAAUGUUUUGAUUUUGUUUAUUCUUUUUUUGUUGUAAAUCAUUCAAAAACAGAUUAAUUUUGUUAUUAGUUGCAAACAUUUUCUAUAAAUCCUAAAAUUAAGGUGCACCAUUGGUCCAUCAUCGCCCCCUGCUGAGUACAAUCCCUACAUUAGCAGGAUAAUCAAAACUAAAUUAAAACAUCAUAUGUAAUCAAAUGUUUCUGAAUCUUUUAAAAUAUCAGCACCGGGUGACUUUUUUUUGCGUGGAAAUAUAAUGAACUGGAUCCACUAAAUAUGCCACAUUUAAGGAAAUCUGAACAACUAAAUACAUUUUAAGAUUUUUAAGUUUAGAAUAAAUUUGUUCUUUAUGAGAUGAGUUAAAUGUUAGCAUUUUGUCUGUAAAAUAAAAAACAGCAUUUAAAAUUUUCUGGAAAUACAAAUCUCUAAAUAAAGUGUUUUCUGAGGACACCUGCUGGUCACGUUGGGAACUGCAGGCAGAUUAUCAGCAGAAUUACAUCUAAUCUGUUUUACAUUUAUCAUUUGAAUUUAUCUGCAAGUUUUCUUGUCUAAAAAACAAAAGAUUCAGUUGGAGGAUGCAGACUGCUGUUUAGACGCUGCACAGUUGGAGAUAAAAAUACUUUUUCCUGCUGUAAAGACAGUUUAAUUUUUAAUAUUUAUAAAUUCCUUACUCAGUCCAGCUCUUUCAAAACAGAAAACUGCAGAUAAAUAUCUAAAUCUGAAGCUUUUGAUGAUAAUUCAAACAUUUAUACUAGUUUUAAACUGAAGAACAGAAAACUGCAGUUUAUUAAUUAAGGUUUAGAAAGUUAGAACUUAAAAAAUACUUUCAAAUCGACAAUUUCUAAAUAAAAUAUUCAAAAUCAUGAUUACUUCCUCAUUAUUUGGACAUUUUGCAAUAUAUUGAUUAAUAAUCUGAUAUUUUCUUGACCUUAAUAACUGAAUUUUAGGACAAAAUCAAAUUUUUACAGCAACAAUUUUAAAAAUAUAAAUUUUAAUUCUCUUAUUGGAAAAGUCUGUUCUGCUCAUUUCCAUAACAUGUUUUAAUGUUUAAAUUAAAUUCCAAUUUUUAGUUUCUGCCUUAUUAAAAAUCAGACAAACUUAUUGAGUUUGAUAUAUUUAAAUUAUUUUCUGCUGUUUUGAUGAAGGUUUGCAGCUGCUUGUUGUGAAUCAGCCAUUAUGCAUCUGCACCAUUUUAUUGCCCCUUUAGGGUUUUAAUUCCUUUAGAAUUACCUGUUCCAUGUUUUGUGCUGAUUGUUUUGUUUAAAAUUAAUGUUUCUGCAUCACUUUUUAUUUUUUAAAGUUGAGAUUUUAACCAAAAAUCUGCAAAAUGUCUCAAACUUUUUAUUUUGGAGCAACGUGUUGCUGAGCUCAGCGUUCCGCCUGGAUUAAAAAGUUUCUGGUUUUAUUUUAAUGCAGAAAAAAUGAAUCUAAACAUUGAUGCAUAUUUGUUCACAGACGCAGGAUGAAUGUUACAUUCAAUGCAACAGGAGACUUUAAGAUCUGAUGGAGCAUUUUUGUUGUGUCUGAGCCAGUGAUCAUCUCAUAAUGCUGUAAAAGAAGAAAAAAUAAAACUUGAUGCUUAGUUUCAGUGACACUUUAGAAGCAGAAUGGAGUAAAAUGUUCAGCACGACUGUCUUCAUGUAGAAAAGAGCAGGAAAUAGAAACUUUUGUCAUGUCUGUAUUUAAACUGCUUCAGCUGCUCAUGUCUCAUUUUUUAAACGACGCUCACAGGAUGAAGGAUCUCAUGUCUGAAAACUCAUCAAUAAAAACAACAACAAAGGUUUACAACGUUACGUUCUUCACCUCAAAAGUCAGAUUUUUCUCUGUCGUUUCUGGUUCAUCUCUUCGUUUCCAGACUGAUCAGGGAUCAGACGUAGGUUAGUAGUUUUUUUUUUUUAAGAAGUCAGUAUCCUAUUUAUUUUGGAGAAAAGUGUUUUUGACGCAGCACUGAUGAGAGGCAGGAUGCGGAUGUUCACACCUGCCUCCGAUUCUUGACUUCUGUUGAUUAAAAAUGUGACAAACUGAAUAAAACAGUAUUACAGAAAA
Messenger RNA from Xiphophorus couchianus (Monterrey platyfish), 8143 nucleotides. RefSeq names its product solute carrier organic anion transporter family member 5A1-like. The record is from RefSeq and is a predicted model, not a curated record. Gene Ontology annotation, cellular component: basolateral plasma membrane. Gene Ontology annotation, biological process: transmembrane transport; sodium-independent organic anion transport. The transcript has 9 exons. Gene Ontology annotation, molecular function: protein binding. Bases 613 to 3336 code for a protein of 907 amino acids. NCBI's taxonomy places the organism in Eukaryota, Metazoa, Chordata, Actinopteri, Cyprinodontiformes, Poeciliidae.